Messenger RNA from Drosophila kikkawai, 2143 nucleotides. NCBI's taxonomy places the organism in Eukaryota, Metazoa, Arthropoda, Insecta, Diptera, Drosophilidae. The record is from RefSeq and is a predicted model, not a curated record.
AUGAGCGAAUAUCGCACUGUGAUCCUCCACCUUCUCCUCCUGGCAAUCUCUGGUUUCUGCAAAGGAGAAAGGCAGCUGCGCGGUUGGCUACCGGAGUUCUGUGUCUUUGCCGAUCAUGAGUGUCCCAACUCGCGGGUUACCUUCUGGCUGUAUACCAACCAAACCCGCAAUGAUCCCGUUCAAUUGGAUCCGCUUAAUCCUCGGCCAGACCUCUUCGAGCCUCGCUUGCCGCUAAAGAUACUUAUACAUGGCUUCAUAGGCAACAGGAGUCUGACGCCCAAUCUGGAAGUGAGGGAUGUGCUGCUCCAAACGCAGCCCGUCAAUGUGAUAUCCGUGGAUUACGAGACAUUGGUUCGAUGGCCCUGCUACUUUCCCUGGGCGGUGAAUAAUGCACCCAUUGUGUCCGAGUGUCUGGCUCAAAUGAUAAACAAUCUCCUAUCGUCUGGCAUCUACAGGCGAGAGGAGAUCCAUUUGAUAGGCUUCAGUUUGGGUGCCCAGGUGGCUGGCAUGGUGGCCAACUAUGUGAGCCAGCCACUAGCCAGGAUUACGGGUCUGGAUCCGGCAGGUCCGGGUUUCAUGACUCAGUUCUCGCUCCAACAAAAGCUAGAUGCCAGCGAUGCCGACUUCGUGGACGUCAUUCACACCGAUCCUUUCUUCUUUUCCAUGCUUCCGCCGAUGGGUCACGCCGAUUUCUAUCCGAAUCUUGACCAGCUCAACCAGCGGGGAUGCAGCUAUAUAAGUAACUGGAGGUUUUUCAAUUGUAAUCAUUACAGGGCGGCGGUCUAUUAUGGAGAAUCCAUUGUCUCCAGAAGGGGAUUCUGGGCGCAGCAGUGCGGCGGUUGGUUUGAUUUCUUCACGCAGCGUUGCAGUCAUUACUCGAAUAUGCCCAAUUCCCAGAUGGGCUACUUCGUCUCAGAGGAUGCCUCGGGCUCUUACUUUCUGAGCACCCACGAAGUUUCGCCGUUUGCCAAGGGACCACUUAUUGAUGUCGAAAUGGAUAUAGCUGAAUAUCGCAAAUCUGGCCAAAAUGCGGGAGUUGUGGCCGCUGCAGUGGCGGCUGGCCAAAACCAGACGCAGGUCUAUGUGACGGAAUCUUGUCUGCAGAAGCCGUACCGCUGUCCGCACCCGAAGAUCCAGUUCUACCUGUACACCCGGCGCACCCAGGAACAGCCGGAGUUCAUAGAUGUCCUAGAUGCCAACGCCCUUUACUAUACGCACUUCAAUCCGCGGCAUCCCACCAAGAUCAUCAUCCAUGGCUUUGGCGGCGGCAGAACUCUAAGUCCUAGCCCAGAUCUAAGGGAGGCCUACUUCAGUGUUGGCGAGUACAACAUAAUUAUCGUCGACUAUGCCGAUGCGGUCAAGGAGCCGUGUCUUAGCCAGAUGGACUGGGCUCCAAGAUUCGGCAGUUUGUGCAUCUCCCAGCUGGUGAAGUACCUCGCCCGGCAUCCUCGUGGCGUCCAGCCAGAUGAUUUGCAUUUCAUUGGCUACAGUGUGGGUGCCCAUAUCGCCGGACUGGUGGCCAACUACCUAAAGCCUGAGGAGGGCAAACUGGGCAGGAUCACCGCCCUAGAUCCAACGAUAUUCUUUUACGCGGGCGCAAAUAACUCUCGGGACCUGGACACAACCGAUGCUCACUUUGUGGAUGUGAUGCAUACCGGAGCCGGGAUUUUGGGACAGUGGCACUCCAGUGGUCAUGCGGAUUUCUACGUCAAUGGCGGCACUAGACAGCCCGCCUGUGUGGGAUCGGCGACCUUAUUCCAGACCUUGGCUUGUGAUCACACGAAGGUCACACCGUACUUCAUCGAGUCCAUAACCACGACCCGGGGCUUCUAUGCGGGUCCUUGUCCCAAUUUGUUCACCUACCUGAUAGGCUGGUGUGAGCCCAAGGACUCGGAGUAUGUGCUGAUGGGCGAGCACUGUUCCCACAAAGCUCGAGGGAACUACUACGUGACCACCAAUGCCAAGGCGCCCUUUGCUCGCGGCUUUCCGGGCAAGGGGCGUUCCAAUGGGGAGUACCAGGGAGUGCGGAGAUAAUGCUGAGCUCUAUAACCCAUUAGAUCGCUUCUAUUCAUUAGUGCAGGCGGUUUCUCAGAUUUCAUUUGAAUCACUUUGGUUGGCCGCCUGUAUUUCUGCAUCUUUUACA